AUGGCCUCGGUCGCGGUGCGGACCACCUCGGUGGCCGUCCGCGCCCGACGAGUCACUCCCGUCGCGUUCGUCGAUCGAUCGCCGUCCACGACCGUCACGCGCGGCGCGGGAACCCUCGCUGUCUUCACGCAGCGCAGCGGAUCGCGCACAGCCGCGAGGAACGGGCGGGUCGCGGUGAGGGUCCACGCCGCGAAGGGCGAGACCGCGGCCGACCCCAACGCCCCGCUCGGUCCCAACAAGUCCGCCGCGGACGCCGUCAACAACGGCCUGGCGUGCUUCGAGAAGCGCAGGUACGACGCCGCGGUGAGGAACUUCAGCGCCGCGCUCAAGGAUUUCGGAUCGCCGAGCGAGGACGAGUCCCGAGCGGCGCUGUACAACCGCGCGUGCGCCUACGUCAAACUGCAGAAGUACGACGAGGCCAAGGUUGAUCUCAAGUCCGCGAUCAACGACUACAACCUCAAGUUCUCGGUGGUGCUGAAGGACCCGGACAUGGAGGUGUUCAGGGGCACGCCGCAGUACGAGGAGAUGGCCGCCGAGGAGGUGAAGGGAUUCAGGAGCAACAAGUCCGUCCAGAAGCUCAAGGCGGAGGCGCAGGAGCCGUUCAGGUUCUUCAAGCUCUACGCCUUCGGGGGCCUGGGCGCGGGUGCCUUCAUCGGUCUCAUCAUCAUCCUCGCCCGACUCUCCGCCGCCAUCAAGGGCGGCGACGACGCUCCCGAGCUCGGCGAGACCAUCAAGAACCUCCUCAUCAACAUAGUGGCUGUGAGCGCGUUUGCGUACCUGUUCAGCAACGAGCUCAAGCAGCGCGAGAAGACUGAGUUUAAGGUCGCGCGAGAGGAGGAGCUGGGCAGGCUGCGCAUGGCCAUCGAGGAGAGCAAGGAGGACGUGCUGGUGAGCCAGCUGCGGGGCAACUACAGGCUGUUCAUAAUCGCAGGGAGCGACGAGCACAUCGACAAUGCGAUGGGCCAGCUCGUUAAGUACAAGGCCAAGCUCAAGGAACAGAACGUGGUGAUCGCGACGGUGGACAUGCUCAACGGCGGGGGCAAGAAGAAGGCCAAGAAGGCGCCCGGCGCGGCGAUGGCGGCGCUCAAGGCUGAGUUUGCCGCCGAGCGGGGGGGCGCGGUGGAUGGCGAGGACGGAUCGGCUCCGGCGGUUGCGGAGCCCAUGGAGUUUGGAAAGAGGAGCAAGCGCGCGGAUGUGGCGGUCUCCGCGGCGCGCGUGACCGAGAAGAAGUGGCGCGUCGCACCCCUCGACGAGGACGCGUGGCGCACCUGGAUCGUGAACGAGAUUGAGCGCAACGGAUUUGACCCCUCGGUUAGGGACGUGUUCUUCAGCGUCGGGAAGGACGGGACGCUCUGGAAGAGCGGCGCGGGGACCCCCAACUGGAUGAAGAUCAUCGAGGAGCUACCCACGAGCGGGCUGACUGGCGUGUGA
Molecule: messenger RNA, 1431 nt
Organism: Micromonas commoda
Lineage: Eukaryota; Viridiplantae; Chlorophyta; Mamiellophyceae; Mamiellales; Mamiellaceae
Exons: 1
Coding region: 1-1431 (476 amino acids)
Molecular function (GO): protein binding
Source: RefSeq, a predicted model, not a curated record